Molecule: messenger RNA, 2043 nt
Organism: Adineta steineri
Lineage: Eukaryota; Metazoa; Rotifera; Eurotatoria; Adinetida; Adinetidae
Source: the annotation of a GenBank genome assembly
AUGGCAACAGCUACGCGAACUGUAAAUGAACCAUUUGUUCGUAUACGACUUGUUAAAUUUUCUGUUGGAGCACAAAGUCAUCCCUUACAAAAUAUUAAAUUAAGAGUGGAAACAUUUGAUUUUCAACAAAGUAAUUUUUUUUAUUUUGUUUUAUGUUUUGAAAAUAUUUCAAAAUCAACAAUAGUUUCAACAGCUCGACCAAAAUUUCCUGAAUAUGAUAAGAAAAUGAACAAUUUCUGUUUUGAAACACGUGCUAAACAAGGUCGUCAAGUAACCAUAGAUGUUUAUAUGGAUGUAAAACAGUCCAAUUAUACAUAUAAAACAUCAAUUGAAGAUUUAAUACGUAGAGCAGAUAAUGUUAUUCGCGAAUAUCGAUUCAGUGAUAAAAGUCAAGCAUCAAUGUCAGUUGAACUUCUUAUACCAAAUGAUAAUGUCAGAGAAGCACAACGAACAAUACAUAAUAAAAUACGUAAACAUUAUGGUCAUGAAUUUCUACCAAAAUAUUUUACUACACUACCUGUGUUUUGCAGUGAUUGUAAAAAAGUUCUUUGGGGUUUUAAUACACCGGGAUAUCGUUGUCAAUUAUGUGAUCUAGUCGUUCAUGAACUAUGUAUUAAAAAUGUAGUAACUUGUAAACAAUUAGGUCUAUCUGAUUCUCCGACAAUACCAACAGUUUCACAUAAUUUUCUACAUGAACCAAAUUUUUUACCACUUUUUUGCGAUCAUGAUGGUAAAAUUAUACAUCCAUUACGAGCAUGGAAAUGUUCAAAUUGUGAAAUGAUUGUUCAUUCAAAAUGUAAAAAAAAUGUAGCACAUUUUUGUGGCACGAGACAAGUAGCUGUUCGAAUGUAUGAAGAAUGGAAAGAACAAAAUAAAUCAGAUUCAAUUGAUGCAUAUGUUAUAACAGACGAUUGUACAACAACAGAAAUAGAAGAAAACAAUCAAACACAGUUAAUUAAUAUUUAUGAAAGAUUACAACAGGAACGUGAACGUGAUAGUGCUAUACAAGAUUUAAAUGUAAUUACAAAACCAUAUCAAUGGUCAGAUAAUUUAAAUCAAACAAGUGUAGUUCUUCUUCAUAAUAUAUCAUUUCAUGCAUUGCUUGGACAUGGAAUGAGUGGAUCUGUUUAUUGGGUAAAAUAUUCUGAACGUGAUUUUGCUUUGAAAGCACUUCGUAAACAUCGAAUAUUUGAAGCCAAUGAAUUUGAGUGUGUAAAAAAUGAACGUGAUAUUUUAUUAUUCUCUCGUGAUAAUCCAUUUAUUAUUCAAUUAUAUGCAGUUUUUCAUGAUUUUCAACGUGUUUAUUUUUUACUUGAAUAUGCAAAUUGUGGAGCAUUUUAUGAAUUUUUAUUAACAUUUGGUUCUAAAUUCGAUAAUGCAUGUAUUAAAUGGUUUUCAAGUCAUAUUAUUUGUGCUAUUAGUUAUUUACAUUCGAAAUUAGUGAUCCACAGAGAUUUAAAACCAGAAAAUGUUCUUUUAAUGCGUGAUGGUCGUUUAAAAUUAGCAGAUUUCGGUUUUUCUAAACAAUUAAUUUCUGCGACAGGUACAACGCGUACAUUUUGUGGUACAUCGGAAUAUAUCGCUCCGGAAAUCUAUCAAAAUUUCGAUUAUAGUUUUCCUGUUGAUUAUUGGUCAUUAGGUGUAAUGAUUUAUGAAAUGAUAACUUUACAAACUCCAUUUUAUCAUCCAAGUGAAUACGAAAUAAAAGAACAUGUUAUUAAUAAAGAUUUUCAAUAUCCACCUAAAACAACAUCUGAUCUACAAUCAGUUAUAACUGGUUUAUUAACAAAAAAUCCAAACGAACGUUUUGGAAUAAAUGAACUUCGUUCAAGUACAUUUUAUUCAUCAUCAUAUUCAUUAGAAGAUAUCGAACAAGGAAAUAUAAAAUGUCCAUGGAAAAGAACCAUUCCACUCAAUCCUUCUCCAGAUAAACAUUCAUCAAUGCAAACCGUUCGCUUAUCACAGAUCGACGAACAAUCAAUAUGUACCACACUUACUUUAAAUAAAAAUAAUUUUCGUCAUUUUUCAUUUAUUGGUUUUUAA